AUGCCCAUAAAAUUCUCUCCUGCGCUUACUCUCCUACGACCUCCAACCCCAGCUGCCCCAGGCCAGACGCUGCAGACUGCAGAGGGGUUGUGCGAAUUCACAGGACAGCGGCUGAACUGGUGGCAAGCCCAAGAGUCCUGUGACCAGAGGUUUGGCCACCUGGCACUGGGGCCCCUAGAUAAGGCUCUCGCUUCACAUCUGCCUACCUCGGUCUGGGUAGGACAAAGAGAGGCCUCAUUACGACGAUGUCAGCCACAGAGGCGUAAGCACACCACGGCUGCGCUGGUGUUCCAUGAGAGGAGCGCUGACAGGGCCGCUCGACUGCUCCAGGUCCUGCCUGCGCUGCCCGCGCUCACAGCUUGUGUGCAUGUUCAGUGGGAUGAGACAGCCACAGAGGUGGCCACUCUCUUCUCCAUGGCCACGCCCACUGUCACCAACGCACUGCAGCUGCGCGCCUUCGCAGAGCCCAGAGGCUCUGUGCGCGCAGCACUAGUGGUGCACGGCCACCAUGCGCCCUUCAACGCUGUCUUCCGCUCUGACCACCGCUGGCACCACGUGUGCGCCACGUGGGAGCAGCACAGCGGGCGCUGGGCGCUGUUCGCUGAUGGGAAGCGACGCGCUGGGGCUCAGGGACUCAGCGCGGGUCACCCAGUGCCGCCCGACGGAGUGCUUGUGCUGGGUCAGGAUCAGGACUCCCUGGGUGGUGGGUUCUCAGCCCGCGACGCCUUCAGUGGCAACCUCACUGACUUCUACCUGUGGGACCGGGUGCUGAGCCUCGAGCAAGUGCGCCGAGCUCGUGCUUGCACGCCACCCCCCGGGGGCUUGCUCUUUCAGUGGGACCCAGAGGCCCUGGACGUCGCGCCCUCGCUGUUGCCCACCGUGCUUGUGCGCCUGCUCUGUCCUGUACCCUCAGAGGAGUGCCCCACGUGGAACCCAGGACCUGGCACCCCGGGCUCUGAACUCUGUCUGCACCUACAGCCCUUUCUCUGCUGCUACCCAAAAGAGACCUAUCAGCAGCUUCAAGACUUCCAGUCAUGGCUGGAUCAGGACAUUAUCAGCAGAGUCAAUGCUUUGGCCAAUGCCACUGUGCUUCUCCCAAGCCCCCUGUCUGAAGCCCCCGGAAUCCUGUCCUUGGACAAGGCUUCCCGCUUCCUGGGUCUCCUGGAGAAAGUCCUGGCAGAGAAGCCAGGUCCGCUGGGGCCUGUUGCCCUCCUGGCCAUCCUGCACUUCCUGAAGAGGGUGACUGCUCUCAGGGCUGAGGAGCCAGAGCUGCCGACCCAGCCCUGGGAGGAGCUUGGCAGAGGCUUCGUGUCUGUGGCCAGCCUGACCCUGGAGGAGCAGUCAGCCAGUGUGUGGCUGUCUAUCGGUGAGGUGGUUAGAGGACCUAUGGCCCUGGUGAUGGGUGUGCAGCGCCUGGCAUCCCUGCUGAGCUCCAUGCUGACCCCUGCGCAGCCUCGAAUCCACAUCAAGCAUCAUCUUGCUGGCCUGGAGGUGCAAAGCCUGCGUCUGAAGGAGGCCAGCACUGCAGGGCACACAUUCAUCAUUCCUGGCGGGCAUCCAGAUGGACCAGGCCGCAUCCACAUCCCCGCAGGUGAAGUGAGGCGGCUCCUUAGGAAAGGCCUUGCUGAAGUCACGGUCAUCCACACCUGGUUCACCUCAAGAAUCUUCCAGCAUACCCUAGGGGCACCUGGCCUAGAGCUCCAGGCUGCUAACGGCUCAAAGGAGGCAAGAAUGCAGAGGUCCCUAAGCACCCAAGUGGGCUCAGCUAUACUCUCCUCUGAGGUGUGGGACACUGCUGGGGAGCAGAGCACAGCUGUGACCUUUCACCUGCGGCACCAGGCCCAGGUCUUUCCACAGAAGAUUCUAGAGCCUGCCUGUGGUUUUUGGAACUUCAGGGGCUCCUGGGCCACCACUGGCUGCUUAGUGCUCGCUCUACACCGGGACUCCACCACCUGCCUCUGCAACCACAGCACCAGCUUUGCCAUCCUGCUGCAGGUGUAUGAAGUCCAGGGAGGUCCUGAAGAGGAGUCGCUGCUGAGGACUCUGUCAUUUGUGGGCUGUGGUGUGUCCCUCUGUGCUCUUGCUACCGCCUUCUUGCUCUUCGUUGUGACUGGGGUUCCCACUUCUGAGCGGACCACCAUCCAUAAGAAUCUUAUUCUUUCCCUGGCCUCCGCUGAGGCCUUCCUCAUGACCAGCGAGUGGGCGAAGACCAGCAAGGUGACCUGUGUGGCUGUCACAGUGGCCAUGCAUCUUCUCUUUCUGGUUGCCUUCUCCUGGAUGCUGGCGGAGGGACUGCUGCUUUGGAGCAAGGUGGUAGCCGUGAGCAUGCACCCAGGUCCCAGGAUGAGACUGUACUAUGCAGCAGGCUGGGGCAUUCCUGUGGCCAUUGUGGCCAUCACCCUAGCAUUGCACCCUCAUGACUAUGUGGCUUCUGGACACUGCUGGCUCAAUGUUCACACGAAUGCCAUCUGGGCCUUUGUGGGGCCCGUCCUGUUUGUGCUGACUGCCAAUACCUACAUCCUGGUCCGUGUGGUGAUGGUCACUGUAUCCAGCGCCCACCGCCAUGCAGGCAUGCUGAGCCCACAGCCUGACCUACAGCAGAAGAUCAAGUUCCACAUGUGGGCCAUGGUGAAACCAGUGCUGGCCCUGUUACCCAUCCUGGGCCUGACCUGGCUGUUUGGCCUCCUGGUACACAUCAGCCCAACCUGGGCCUACGCUGCCGUGCUUCUCAAUUCCUUCCAGGGCCCGUACAUCUUCCUUGUCUACGCUGCUUACAAUGGAGAGGUGCAGAACGCACUACGGAGGAUGACAGAGAGGAAAGCAGCUGAGGUGAUCAUGGUGGAGCAGGUGCACCUGGCCAAGGGCGAGGCGGGCAUCCUGGCGCUAGGUUUCAUGUCCCUGGACCACGGUCCAGGAGAACGCCCAGGCCUGGGAUCCUCUGAGAAGAUCUGUUGCUCUCAGAGGGCUGUCCGUAGCAACGAAGCCGCUUCCACUUCGGCCCCACCUUCCCGACCCCUACCCUGGCCCGACGAUCCCUGCGUCUGGCCCCCAGCUCCUCCCAAACACGACUCAGGCAACCUGGGCAAAGGUCCCGGCGGGGGGUGGCUGCUGGCCACAAGUCCUUUCCGAAAGCUCUGA
Molecule: messenger RNA, 3138 nt
Organism: Apodemus sylvaticus (European woodmouse)
Lineage: Eukaryota; Metazoa; Chordata; Mammalia; Rodentia; Muridae
Gene: Adgrd2
Product: adhesion G protein-coupled receptor D2
Exons: 21
Coding region: 1-3138 (1045 amino acids)
Biological process (GO): adenylate cyclase-activating G protein-coupled receptor signaling pathway; cell surface receptor signaling pathway
Cellular component (GO): membrane
Molecular function (GO): G protein-coupled receptor activity
Source: RefSeq, a predicted model, not a curated record